This is a messenger RNA of Rhopalosiphum maidis (corn leaf aphid), 2451 nucleotides long. RefSeq lists its product as uncharacterized. The transcript has a single exon. The coding region runs from base 1 to 2451 and encodes 816 amino acids. The record is from RefSeq and is a predicted model, not a curated record. NCBI's taxonomy places the organism in Eukaryota, Metazoa, Arthropoda, Insecta, Hemiptera, Aphididae. Gene Ontology annotation, molecular function: RNA-DNA hybrid ribonuclease activity; nucleic acid binding.
AUGUCCGAAUUAAAUUACGCUAUUUCAUCACGUAAAUCCACCGCAUCCGGUCUCGACAACAUCUCACCGGUUAUGUUAAAACACCUCCCUGCUAUUGCAUUAGAAUCUCUCCUUGCCUUAAUGAAUAAUAUUCUUUCAACCCAACAAAUUCCGCCCUCAUGGUGCUCCUACAAAGUCAUACCAAUUGCUAAACAAAAUUCCAAUACCUCUUUUCGUCCUAUAGCACUCUCUUCCGCAUUAUGCAAGAUAUUUGAACAUAUGCUUAAAUCUAGGUUAGACUGGUGGUUGGAAAACAAUUCAAUCCUACCUGAUAAUCUUUUUUCCUUCAGGAAAGGAAGGGGUACAACCGAGUGCCUCUCAUCUUUCACAGGAAACAUAUACCACUCCCUUAAUAACAAAGAGUUCUUUGUAGCUACCUCCAUUGACAUACGUGGUGCUUUUGAUUCAGUCAACAUUGGUACUCUAAUUUCAUAUCUCAAAUCAUUAAACGUUCCUCAACAAUUCAAUAAUAUACUGAUCGCUUUGUUUAAUAAAAGAAACCUCGUUUUCUCCUCGCCUUUUGGUUCAUACAAUUCUCGUUCCACUUUCACUGGACUACCACAGGGUAGUUGUAUAAGUCCAAUACUUUUCAACAUUUAUAUGAGCAUUAUCGCUAAGCACCUGACUAGGCUGGGUCAUAAGUGUCUUAUAUACGCCGACGAUAUGGUCAUUUUUACCUCCAAUAAGUCUAUUGAUCUUGCUAUUACUCUUCAAAAUCAAAUUCUUAACGACCUAAAAGUUAUUCUGGAUAAGAUAUCAUUCGUAGUCGCCCCAGAGAAAUGUAAAUCCAUCAUUUUCACGCGACGUAGAUAUCUAGAUGCCCAAAAUAUAUAUUUCGAUAAUAAUAUUAUCCCCUAUGUUCCCAAUAUCACUUAUCUAGGUAUCAUCUUAGACGCCAAACUACGUUGGAAACCACAAAUUACUUCUCUCUCAGCUACUGUUUCCCGAUGGUCCAACUUCCUCAGGUCGGUAACUAAUACCUGGUGGGGUUCCCACCCUUCUAGUUUAUUAAUGAUCUAUCGUACCCUCAUACGGUCCAAACUAGAUUAUGGUUGUUUUCUUUACGUCUCAGCAUCUUGCUCAAAUUUAAACAAAAUAAAUAAACUCCAAAUCUCCUGUCACAGAAAUAUCAUGGGUUACCUAAGAUCAACCCCCUGCUCAGUUAUCGAAGUAGAAUCAGACAGUGCUCCCUUUAACAUCAGAUGCCGAUGGCUAGCCAGUAAAUUUCUUUUAAAGCAACUUGCUCACUCCAAUAAUCAUAUUUUUGACAUGUAUUACUCACUAUUCCUCACUUGGCGAUACGUUCCGAAGUCAUUACCAAUUCUCUCAUUAACAGCUAACUCUCUUUCAAAUUUUCAUCAAUACAUUCUAAACUCCACCAAACUCCCUCUUUAUGAACAAUCAUAUGAAUCUUUACUUUUUUCUCCACUUGUUAAAACUGAAAAUAAUUUCUCCUCCCUAUCGUCCAACGAUCUACAAGCCAUGCCUGUACCUAUGAUAAACAAAAUAUUCACAGAUUUCCUCAAUACCAACUUUAGUAAUCAUAUAAUAGUAUAUACAGAUGGAUCUGUCUCACCCCUCUCAGCAAGUUUUUCAUUUUAUAUUCCUGAACUACAUAUCUCUUUUACAAACAAUUUACCCCCUUCUUCGUCUUCCUUCACCGCAGAAUGUUAUGCCAUCAUAGAAGCUCUAAUUCUUAUAUCAAAGUUGGCUCCUAAUAAUUAUCUAAUAGCUUCCGACUCCUUGUCCUGUCUACUAGCUCUCAAAUCCAACCCCUUCAAUUCCCUUCCUUCCCCUCUAGCUCUCCGUAUAAAACAUGUUACUCUCACACUUCACCAGUCUAAUUAUUCCAUUCAAUUCCUGUGGAUCCCUAGUCACAUAGGAAUUUAUGGAAAUGAAGUAGCCGAUAAUCUAGCCAAAUCUACGUCUUCUUUAAUUUGUCCUUCUCUUACCCAACUCCCUCAUACAGACUUUACGCCUACUAUACGUCAUCACAUUAAGCACCUUUGGUCCUCCCAAUGGUCAAAUUUCCCAGAAAAAUUUGCCGCUAGAUAUAAACAUAUAGUUCCCAUUAUUCCACAAAAAAUCUGGUUCAACAACCUCCAUUUAUCUAGAGCAACUAUCGUCCAAUUUAACCGCCAACGCUCAGGUCACACAACCCUGCCUGCUCAUGCCUACAAACUUGACCUAAAUGAUUCCCCAUUCUGCACCUUACACAUAACAGAAAUGCCCUGUGAUCUUUCUCACAUCCUUUUCGAAUGUCCUUCUCUAUACCCAAAACGCACUACUUUGUUUAAUUCCUUAAAACCCCUUAAUAUCUCCCCUAAUCUAUAUUCUAUUCUCAAUUCUAAUUCUGAAACUGUCAUUAAUUUAAUAAUAACCUUUAUUCUGGAGGCUGGCUUUAGAAUUUAA